AUGAGCUUGCACGAAGACGACAAGAGGAUGGCCGAGGUCGACCGCAUCGCAGUCGCUCCUAAUACCCCGGACCAAGUUCCCAACCUGAUCUCGCAGAUCAACAGCUUUGGCCUAGCAUUUACUUUGAGGCAAUCCGGUGCUCGGCUGAAACUGGUGGAUGCUGCGGAAUCGUUGCUAGCUGCGGUCGAAACUCCACGAGAGACGAUAUGGCGGUACUUCCUACGAAGUUCUACCGGAUGGGCUGCCAUCGAGACAGCCAUUGACCUGGGCAUCUUUCGCCUGCUGGCUGAAGCUGGCCAGCCCAAGUCCGUCCAGGAACUGGCAAGCGCCACCGGGGCCGACCUCGUCCUGAUUCAGCGCAUUAUGAGACACCUGGGAGCCAUCAAUGUCGUUAUUGAGACGAAAACCGGCGAGUAUACUACCAAUGGCUUUUCUUUCACGCUCGCCCAUACCAAGUACUCCGACUCCUUCCCAGCAGCUAUUGGAUCCAUGUACCCUCCAAAUCUUACGAUUCCCAAGUUCCUUCGCCAAAACCACUAUCAGAAUCCCACCGACGGUCGCCAUUGUCCCCUUCAAAUGGCCUUUAACACUACAGAUGCAUUUUUCGAACAUCUCGCCCACAAUCCCGCCCUCAACACGCAGUUCAACAAUCUUAUGUCGGUCUACCAUCAAGGCCACGCUAGCUGGAUGGAUCCGGGUUUCUACCCGGUUGAUCGACUACUGCACCAGUUUCCGACAGGCAAUAAUGACGUGUUGCUAGUUGAUGUGGGUGGUGGGAAAGGUCAUGAUCUGAAUGAACUCUGCACCAAGUGGCCAAACCUUCCAGGAAGGUUAAUUCUGCAGGACCAGCCUGCGGUUCUGGCUGAGGCUACCGGCUUGCAUCCCUCGAUCGAGUGCAUGGCACAUGACUUUUUCACGGAGCAGCCAGUCAAAGGUGCUCGUGCGUACUUCCUCCACUCCAUCCUUCACGAUUGGCCGGACGAGCCUUGCCAUCGAAUCCUCGACCAGCUCAAACCUGCCAUGAUCCCCGGAAUUAGCCGGCUCCUCAUAAAUGAGUAUGUCGUGGCUGAGCAGGGGGCACACUGGCAGACGACAUCGCUCGACAUGACCUUAAUGGCGGCCUUUGCGGGGAUGGAGCGAACGGAAUCUCAGUGGCGGCGGCUAUUGGGGAAGGCGGGAUAUUGCAUUUUGAACAUCUGGACGGCGGAACGGUGGUCGGAGAGCUUGAUUGAGUGUGAGGUGGCUGUAACUGGUGAGAUUGUCAGACACAGACUUUGA
Aspergillus welwitschiae is the source of this 1278-nucleotide messenger RNA. RefSeq names its product o-methyltransferase. Lineage: Eukaryota; Fungi; Ascomycota; Eurotiomycetes; Eurotiales; Aspergillaceae. Gene Ontology annotation, molecular function: O-methyltransferase activity. The coding region runs from base 1 to 1278 and encodes 425 amino acids. The record is from RefSeq and is a predicted model, not a curated record. The transcript has 5 exons.